This is a messenger RNA of Lolium perenne, 653 nucleotides long. The record is from RefSeq and is a predicted model, not a curated record. Lineage: Eukaryota; Viridiplantae; Streptophyta; Magnoliopsida; Poales; Poaceae.
AACCGCUCACCACAGCAUCAAAUUCCCAAUCCUGUGUUUUUGAUGGCUCCAAGCUGCUGGUUCUUCUGGGCCUGGUGGCUACCGCUUAUGGUCGCUGGUGCAGUGGCUGAUCAACAAGCACAAGGCUGCUCGGGCUCGGCCAAGAGAUGCGGCAACCUCACCAUCUCCGACCCGUUCUGGCUCGUCGACUUGGAGAAGGGAAAAUCAUGUGGUGCCCCUGGCUUCGAAGUCUUUUGCGAGAAGAACACCCCAUCCCUACAGAGUCCUGGACGAUUCGGCUUUACGAUCAUCAACAUCACCUACGAGAAACACAAUCUGCGUGCGAUUGAUAAGGGUAAGCUGGAGUUAAUGCAGGCCUCCAACACCUGCCACAUCCCCCAUAGCAGGAACACCUCUGUCAAACUGAGACCCCCGUUUCGGAUCAGCCCCGCAAACCUGGACCUCGUCAUGUACAACUGCAAGGAGGAGGUAGCAGGGGCACGUCAGGACGGAGCGUUGGUCCAUACAAGAAUGAGAUGCAGGAACGAGAGCGAGGUGUUUUCCGCAUGGCAGGGAGUUACGAUGAGAUGAGCGACUACGCCAGCUACGCGGUCGAGGGCUGCGACGCUCUAGUUAUCCCAGUGCUCGGCUCGUCGGGCAAUGGGAACGCCAGC